UAAUUGUUCUUCUUCAUGUGUUAUUUCCAGUGCGUCUCCUGUAACAAAUCCUUCAAGAAGCUGUGGUCGCUGCACGAGCACAUCAAGAUUGUGCACGGCUACGCCGAGAAGAAAUUCUCGUGCGAGAUCUGCGAGAAAAAGUUCUACACCAUGGCCCAUGUCCGCAAGCACAUGGUUGCUCAUACCAAGGACAUGCCGUUCACCUGCGAGACCUGCGGCAAGUCGUUCAAGCGCAGCAUGUCCCUCAAGGUGCACUCAUUGCAGCAUUCUGGAGAGAAGCCCUUCCGUUGCGAGGUAGGACAUCACCAGUUCACACUUUGUGUUUUAGUUACACACUCAAUGGCCCUUUUUUACACUCUACCACUUUACCUUUUUUAUUUUUAA
Hippocampus comes (tiger tail seahorse) is the source of this 384-nucleotide messenger RNA. RefSeq names its product zinc finger protein 652-like. The record is from RefSeq and is a predicted model, not a curated record. Gene Ontology annotation, molecular function: DNA-binding transcription factor activity, RNA polymerase II-specific. The coding region runs from base 16 to 384 and encodes 122 amino acids. Gene Ontology annotation, cellular component: nucleus. The transcript is spliced from 2 exons. Lineage: Eukaryota; Metazoa; Chordata; Actinopteri; Syngnathiformes; Syngnathidae. Gene Ontology annotation, biological process: regulation of transcription by RNA polymerase II.